CAUGGAGGUGUGCGCCCGGCUAGCCUUGUGGCUCCUCUGGGGGCUCCUCCUGCACCACGGCCAGAGUCUCAGCCCCAGCCACAGCGAGAAGGCCACGGGAGCCGGCUCGGGGAACAGUAACGAGGAGUCCACUGCGGCAGAGUUCUGCCGGAUUGACAAACCUCUGUGCCACAGCGAGGACGAGAAGCUCAGCUUUGAUGCAGUCCGCAGUAUCCACAAACUCAUGGAUGAUGAUGCCAAUGGUGACGUGGAUGUGGAAGAAAGUGAUGAGUUCCUAAGAGAGGACCUCAACUACCACGACCCAACAGUGAAACACAGCACCUUUCAUGGUGAGGAUAAGCUCAUCAGCGUGGAGGACCUGUGGAAGGCAUGGAAGUCCUCAGAAGUGUACAACUGGACCGUGGAUGAGGUUGUGCAGUGGCUCAUCACAUAUGUGGAGUUGCCUCAGUAUGAGGAGACCUUCCGGAAGCUUCAGCUCAGUGGCCAUGCCAUGCCAAGGCUAGCCGUAACCAACACCACAAUGACAGGAACUGUGCUGAAGAUGACAGACCGGAGCCAUCGGCAGAAACUGCAACUGAAGGCCCUGGACACAGUGCUCUUUGGCCCUCCUCUCUUGACACGCCAUAAUCACCUUAAGGACUUCAUGCUCGUGGUGUCCAUCGUGAUUGGUGUGGGAGGCUGCUGGUUUGCCUACAUCCAGAAUCGUUACUCCAAGGAGCACAUGAAGAAGAUGAUGAAGGAUCUGGAGGGCUUGCAUCGAGCUGAGCAGAGUCUGCAUGACCUUCAGGAAAGGCUGCACAAGGCCCAGGAGGAACACCGCACCGUGGAGGUAGAGAAAGUUCACCUGGAGAAGAAGCUGCGUGAUGAGAUCAACCUUGCCAAGCAGGAAGCCCAGCGGCUGAAGGAGCUACGGGAGGGCACCGAGAACGAGCGGAGCCGCCAAAAAUAUGCUGAGGAGGAGCUGGAGCAGGUUCGGGAGGCCUUGAGGAAAGCAGAGAAGGAGCUGGAAUCGCACAGCUCGUGGUAUGCUCCGGAGGCCCUUCAGAAGUGGCUGCAGCUGACACACGAGGUGGAGGUGCAGUACUACAACAUCAAGAAGCAGAAUGCUGAGAAGCAGCUGCUGGUGGCCAAAGAGGGGGCUGAGAAGAUAAAAAAGAAGAGGAACACACUCUUUGGGACUUUCCAUGUGGCCCACAGCUCUUCACUCGACGACGUGGAUCACAAAAUCCUAACAGCUAAGCAAGCUCUGAGUGAGGUGACGGCGGCACUUCGGGAGCGCCUGCACCGCUGGCAACAGAUCGAGAUCCUCUGUGGCUUCCAGAUUGUCAACAACCCUGGCAUCCACUCACUGGUGGCCGCCCUCAACAUAGACCCCAGCUGGAUGGGCAGCUCCCGCCCCAACCCUGCCCACUUCAUCAUGACUGACGACGUGGAUGACUUGGAUGAGGAGAUUGUGUCACCCUUGUCCAUGCAGUCCCCCAGCCUGCAGAGCAGCGUCCGGCAGCGUCUGACGGAGCCACAGCAUGGCCUGGGAUCUCAGAGGGAUUUGACCCAUUCCGAUUCGGAGUCCUCCCUCCACAUGAGUGACCGCCCGCGCCUGGGAACCAAGCCUCCUCAGAUCCGCGCUGUGGAUGAGGCUCUCAGUGCCAUGACUUCCAACGGCAGCCAGCGGCUGACUGAGGGCAUCCACCCCGGCCCUCUGGUGGAGAAACUGCCUGACAGCCCUGCUCAGAGCAAGAAGACACUACUGGCGCUGAACCAUGGGCUGGCCCACAGCCUGAUGGAGCUGAGCUCCUCAGCCCCACCUAGUGGUUCUCCACCUUUGGAUUCUUCCCGUUCUCACAGCCCCAGUUCCCCAGACCCCGACAUGCCAUCUCCAAUGGGGGACAGCCGAGCCCUGCAGGCUGGCCGAAAUACACGCAUUCCCCACCUGGCUGGCAAGAAGGCAGUGCCUGAGGAGGAUAAUGGCUCCAUUGGCGAGGAGACAGAUUCUAGCCCAGGCCGGAAGAAGAUUCUGAAAAUCUUUAAGAAGCCUCUUAAAAAGUAGGCAGGCUGAGGGUGGUAGCGAUAAGACAGUGUGUCCUUCCCUGGACUCCUGCCUGCCCUUCCUCCCUUCCAUGCUACUUGGCCCCUGGAAUGGGGCUUGGGAGGGGCUGGCCCAGGGGCCUGAGCACUGUACAUACAUGCCCCUCCUCAUUCUUGGGUUCUUCAACAUUAUUUAUUAACUGACCACCAUGGCCUGCCUGCCCUCCUCCCCGCCCACGGGCUGCUGUCGUCACUCCCUUCCACUUCAGUGCAUGUCUUAGUUGCUGUACCCUCAGCUCCCAGCUCCUCCUAUGGGGUCCAGCUUUUGUCUCUGAUGUCCCAAUUUUGAGGUUUGGUUUAUUGUUUCUCUCCGUGUCCUGCUUUCAGGCUCCUCCCUCCCGCCACUCCCCCAGCUUCCCCUAGCUGCUGGUGGGGAAGAUAGGGGUAACUCCGACACCUGUGCCUCAGAUCGGCCCUCCCCUCCCUCCCCCCCAUGAUGGUUCUGUUUAAACAUCCCGGCAUAGGGCCUAAAUAUUUGAGGUUUGUUCUCCGGAAGUCUGAUGGGCCAGAGAGAACUUUGCUCUGGGUCUCCCACAAGAGAGAUCCAUGGAGAAGUUCCCUUCUCAGAGAACAAGUCAUUUGAGAGUUUCAGAGGCCAGGCUACAGGAUAGACUGGGAGAGACUUCUCUAAGCUGGAGGAUGAGUCACAGGCUCGUCACUCACCCUUUCUCUCCCCUGUCGUCCACACCUGCCUCUCUCUCAUCUCUGCUCCAACACCACAAGACCGUUUGGACGAGGUGCUGCCCCUAUCCUCAAGCACCAAAGCUCCUGGGGCUCAGGAUCCGCCCAGGAACCACUGACAUGAUACCAGGAUCUAAAGGGGCAGGGCACUGGCGCUGCUGGGCAAGGGUAUUGAUGCUUUUGAACCAAAAGACAGUUUAGAAUUGAAAAAAGAAAACUGAAUUUCCCAAGUGCCUGCACCACAUACUCUCCUUGUCGGACCCCAUUGUCAUGUUAUUAAUAGCCUGGACCAGAGGCUCAAAAAGAACACAGCCAGUUUAGGGAAGGGGGUGGCAAAGCAAGAUGGUGUAGGUGAAGGCGGCUGUGUGACCACUUUCCCCCACCCCACCCUCCAGACAACUCUGUCCCUUACCUGUUUUUGCUAUGGCUGUAAAGGUAUUUUCCCUCUGCCCUAUUCCCUGCCAUGCCUUUGCCCUUGGGUCCUACUCUGGACCUUGGGUAGGGGUGCCUGGGGCUGGUCUUAGGAGGGUGCUAGGCUAUAGACUGCCUUGUACCCCCUGGGCACCCUCACAUGGGUUUUUCUGUGUUAUUUCAUAAGACUAUUUGAAGUCCAAUAAAGCAUGUAGAAGAUUUUAACCUCU
Messenger RNA from Sorex araneus (European shrew), 3407 nucleotides. It is a transcript of the gene STIM1, whose product is annotated as stromal interaction molecule 1. Gene Ontology annotation, biological process: activation of store-operated calcium channel activity; store-operated calcium entry; intracellular calcium ion homeostasis. Gene Ontology annotation, molecular function: calcium channel regulator activity; protein binding; calcium ion binding. NCBI's taxonomy places the organism in Eukaryota, Metazoa, Chordata, Mammalia, Eulipotyphla, Soricidae. The record is from RefSeq and is a predicted model, not a curated record. Bases 2 to 2047 code for a protein of 681 amino acids. The transcript is spliced from 12 exons. Gene Ontology annotation, cellular component: plasma membrane; endoplasmic reticulum.